Molecule: messenger RNA, 2175 nt
Organism: Musa acuminata subsp. malaccensis (wild Malaysian banana)
Lineage: Eukaryota; Viridiplantae; Streptophyta; Magnoliopsida; Zingiberales; Musaceae
Product: zinc finger CCCH domain-containing protein 54-like
Molecular function (GO): RNA binding; metal ion binding
Source: RefSeq, a predicted model, not a curated record
AAUCUCCCCUUCCUUCCUUUCUGCUCAUCCUCCUCUUGUUUGUGGAGGUGCAUGGCAGUGUCUCCGCCUCGCGAGGGCGAGGGAGAAGAUGGCAGUCUCCCACAAGAUGACCUUCAUCUUGUGCAUGAGGCUACAAAGUAUGAUAUGGACAAUUCGGAAUUAGCAAAAGUAAUCCUCAGUAGAAUUCAAAAGCUUGAUCCAGAGAAUGCGCUCAAGAUCAUGGGUUGUAUUUUCUUAAAGGAGCCUACCAAUCAAGAAUUGGUCCAAUUAGCAUUGGGGUCUGACAACAUGUUAGUGUCAAGAAUAAGUGAUGCUAAGUCCAUGCUUUCCAACUCUGACAUGCAAUUUGGUUCCAACCAUCAUGGUUCUUACAAUUCUCAUGUUCCAAAACCCUAUUUGAAUCUUCAGCAUGUUUCUGGACAGUGUUCACCAUACAAAGAUUUAAUCGUGGAUGAGUACUCUUUUGAUGAACACACUAAUUUUCUCGGUUUGAAGGAGCAAUUAGAAAUUGCCAAUCAGAUGGAAAAUGACUGCCUCCCUGAAGUUUCACACCAUGGUAAGCUGACUUUAAGAACUAGGAGAAGAUCAUGCAGUCCUUCAAAGUCGAGCAAGGUGUGCCAUUUUUUCAACAAGGGUUACUGCAAGCAUGGCAGAAGCUGUGGGUUCUUGCAUGAGCAAUCCUUGUCAGAUGGCUACCCUUGGAAUUUUAUUCGUGACAUGAACAAUGCUGCAAACUGUGACGAAGGUGCCACACCUAGAUCACUUGAGAAGAUAGAAAGGGAAAUUGUAGAGCUUUUGAGAUUGGAAGGGCCUAUUUCUAUUGCAUUGCUGCCUAAACUAUACUACGAUCGGUAUGGCAAGCACCUUUUAACCGAGGGGUAUCUUACAGAGAGCCAAAGGCAUGACAAGACUGGUUUCAGCUUGAUAAAGCUGCUCAUCAACUUCAAGGAUAGUAUCAUUGUCAUUGCUAGAGCACAUGGAGAGCAUUACAUAAUUCUAGCAGAAGAUGCACCAAGAUACAAGUCCACGAAUGAGAGAACUAAUCCAGGCACAGCAUCUUCGAGUUCUCAUCAGAUUUAUCUUACAUUUCCAGCAGAAAGCACAUUCACUGUUGAUGGUGUCUCAAACUAUUUCUCGAAAUAUGGUCCAGUAAAAGAUGUGAGGAUUCCUUACCAAGACAAGCGCAUGUUCGGAUUUGUGAGCUUUGUCAGACCAGAAACUGUUGGUGCUGUCUUGAUGAAGGCGAAUCCUCAUUUUAUUGAUGGGGCUCGCGUCCUUGUCAAGCCCUAUAAAAUAAAAUCCAGGACUACUGGCAGAACGCAUACAAAGAAAACAAAGCCCACGACUUGUUAUCCUAAUCUUCAGAUGAAUUCUUAUUGUCCUCUAAUGCCUCUAGAUCUUAAUUCAAGUCAACUCAGAGAGCAGCUGAUUGGGGAGCAUGAAAAGAUGUUUAAAGAUGACAGAAUGUGUCUUUCUAAGUUUAACAUUGCAUCAAGGACACCAACAGAGACACCAUUGCUGCACUAUGGCACGGAACCGAAAACUUCAGGCUAUGUCAAAUUUCCCGUCGUUAAUAAAUGUCAUGCAGUUGGUGCUAUCAAUACUGGCUUGAACACUGAUGAUGAAUUCAGCAACAGUUGCACUGAAAAUAGAAGCCAAAUUGAACUUCCUGAGAGUCCUUUUUACUCUUCCUCCAGAGGAAAGCAGUAUUUCGGAAGUCAUGUACCAAUUCAGAGAAGAAAAUGAAGAAUAGAUUUAUCAGCCCUUCCAUGCCUAUCUGAAGCCAGAGUCCACCCUGUAUGGGCUAAGUGAUGUUUUGUCAAUACAAGUGUUAUAUUUUCAUCUCUUUUUUCAUUUAGAUGUUUUUUAUUUAUAUUUUUGGACAAAAUAUUAGAUUCUCUGGUAGUGACUACAAUGAUUCAACACCACCAGGAGAAAGGGGACAAGUUCCAAUUGCAUACAGGGAGGCCAGAAUCCAGUAUUUUCAGAGGAGGAGGGACAAUUUUCUUUCUAGAAAGAAGCACAGACUUGAAAGUAGAGUUUUGAUUGAGUUGUAAAUAUAGGAAAUAAGUCUAGUGAUAUCUUAUUGGAGUUGGUGUUCUUGAAUUAGUUGCCAAUAAAGAAUAUGAUCAAUCGUCCUAGCAAGAUAAGCUAUGAUGAAUUGAUCAUUUUAAA